Lotus japonicus is the source of this 777-nucleotide messenger RNA. RefSeq lists its product as uncharacterized. Bases 1 to 777 code for a protein of 258 amino acids. The record is from RefSeq and is a predicted model, not a curated record. The transcript is spliced from 5 exons. NCBI's taxonomy places the organism in Eukaryota, Viridiplantae, Streptophyta, Magnoliopsida, Fabales, Fabaceae.
AUGGAAGACAAUGGUGGUAGUGGUUUUGGUAGAGGAAGAAAUACUAAUAGAAGUCUUGGAAAAGGUAGGGGAAGAGGGAGAGGUAAAAGGAAUAGUACUAUGACAACACCCCCUUCUACUCGAGAAUCCACACUACCUUCCACUACCCAUGUAGCGCCUCGCCAUUGUCAACCCACCGCAGAUUCCACAUCUAGUCAUGAUCCACUUGUUGGGCAAUCCACACCACCUUCCACUACCCAUUCAACGGCUAAUCAUUCUGUUGUUCCAUCUGAGGAUAUUGGUACUCUUAGAGCUGAUGGAAGAAUGUUGAUUCGUCCAGCUCCAUCAAACGAGUUUGAACCGUCCAGUAUGGUCCGCGAUAUUAUGACGAUUAUAAAAAGUAAGUUUGUAGGGUCUUGGCUAAGUUAUGCAAAAGCAAAUAAGCAUGAUAAAGACUUGACUGACAUGUGGUUUAAUGAAUUUAAGAGGCAGUAUAGAUGGCUACCUGAGCAUGACAUCCAAAUCCGGAAGUCUUUUGACCACAAAGCAUCUACUGGGCUAGCAGACACACUGUAUAGGGUGCGUACUAAGAAAGAUAGUGGAACCUGGAUUCCCGAACAAAACCGUAAGGAGAUGGAACAAAAAUGGAAGGAAGACGACUGGAAGAGAAAUGCAGCAAACAAUGCUAAUAAUAGAAAUUCAUCUAGUGGUCCCCUACAUACAGGAGGAUCGAUUCCUUCAUCUGAGCACUUUAGGAGAUUAAUUGUUAUCUUCCGUAUUGAAUAUGGAAAGGGAUGA